This is a messenger RNA of Lutra lutra (Eurasian river otter), 6716 nucleotides long. RefSeq names its product ras homolog family member J (gene RHOJ). The coding region runs from base 279 to 1127 and encodes 282 amino acids. The record is from RefSeq and is a predicted model, not a curated record. The transcript has 5 exons. Gene Ontology annotation, biological process: small GTPase-mediated signal transduction. Gene Ontology annotation, molecular function: GTPase activity; GTP binding. Lineage: Eukaryota; Metazoa; Chordata; Mammalia; Carnivora; Mustelidae.
CCCAUGAUUUCCUGAUACUCGACAAACUAGAGGAAGCAAGGGAAAACUCCAUUAAGAAGCCCAGCUUCCCUCCAUGUUAGAUGUGAAGUGGAAAAGGGAGAAGAUUUAGCAGAAUUCCGAGUCUUCAGCCAGGCUGGAGAGGGGAAGGGCACAGCAAAACCCUCGGGCUGUUGAAAUUUCUAGACUGCCAGGAAGCCCCUAGAAUUCAGAGAAAAAUGAGGGUUUCUUAACUCAAACUAGAGGGGAAAGGGGACAGAUGCUUUUAAUCGUUCUCCCAAAUGUGUGCUACCUUUCUUGACCAGGAUGGUAAGCAUGAGGGCAUGUGCCAGCUGCCUCGGACAGGUCCCUGUGACCCCAGGCACCCCAAGGAAGGCAGAGUGAUCUCAAGCCCGCUGCUCACUGGCUUCCCGCGCUCCAUGGGCUUGGGGAGAAGCAGGAGAAGCCACAGCAACUGCCCGGUCCCAGCAGCUGGAGCCUCCCGGAUGAGCUGCACAGAGGGAGGGGACAGCAGCUGUGGCUGCGGGGGCUCAGAGGAGAAGAAGAUGCUGAAGUGUGUGGUGGUGGGGGACGGCGCCGUGGGGAAAACCUGCCUGCUGAUGAGUUACGCCAACGACGCUUUCCCAGAGGAGUACGUGCCCACUGUGUUUGACCACUAUGCAGUUACCGUGACAGUGGGAGGCAAGCAACACUUGCUCGGACUGUAUGACACCGCGGGACAGGAGGACUAUAACCAGCUGAGGCCACUCUCCUACCCCAACACUGAUGUGUUUUUGAUCUGCUUCUCUGUCGUGAAUCCUGCCUCUUACCACAACGUCCAGGAGGAAUGGGUCCCAGAGCUGAAGGACUGCAUGCCUCACGUGCCUUACGUCCUCAUAGGGACCCAGAUUGAUCUCCGCGAUGACCCUAAAACCUUGGCCCGUUUGCUGUAUAUGAAAGAGAAACCUCUCACUUACGAGCACGGUGUGAAGCUUGCAAAAGCGAUCGGAGCACAGUGCUACUUGGAAUGUUCGGCCCUAACUCAGAAAGGUCUCAAAGCGGUUUUUGAUGAAGCGAUUCUCACCAUUUUCCACCCCAAGAAAAAAAAGAAACGCUGCUCUGAGUGUCACAGCUGCUGUUCAAUUAUCUGAGGCUGCUGGGGGUCUGGCCUCCACCCCACCUAAAGGUGACAGUGGCGCCGACCUCUCAGACCAAGCUCAAGCCAUGAAGGAAGGCGCGACCAGAGAGGAAGUCCCUUUGCACGGAGCCCUGCUUCUCUACCCCAGGAGCCCCCAGCAAGCACAGCACACCAACUGCCACGUCCCCCCUCUUAGCCCGAAGCAUCCACAUUGUACACUCCAUGAAAAUGCUGAGCCCGCCCAGAUGUCAGCCAGUGCUGCUGCUGACCAUGUUGCAAAUGAAAGCAAAGACCAUGUUGCAUUUUGCGUCUUCCCUCCAUGAACGUGAAGCUCAUGAGAGGAGAUCAUCACCAAGAUACCAGAAGAGGAAUUCAGUUCCUGUAUUGGUGGCCUUACCCCGUGUCUUUUACAAAACCCAGGAACACUAUACUAACCUUGUUCUCUGAAUCUGUUGUUAAACCUAUGUGUCUUGCAUUUACUUGUAUUAUUUUUUUAAAUGUACUAAUUUAUCAAUUUACUCAGGCCUUACAAGUCCAUACCAAAUUAGCCUCAAGGCAAAGAUUUUUAUAUUCAUUUCCAUUUUCAGCCUGUUUCUACCAAAGCUAUUAGAACCAACGCGUACCUCUGAAUGCCUGACUGUAAGAAGGAAACAAGAAAAUGUUACAACUUUUGGAAAUUUACAAAGAUUUUUGAACCUGGUUGAAAGAAAAACACCACCUGAAUUGUCGCAGGUCCCCAUUUUUGCCAAAGAUUCACCCUGGAAAUGCUUUUGCUGAUGGGUAGCCUUAUUUUUUUCCCCCAUAUUUAUAUUGUCAUGGCAAAUUACAAAUGAACUGUGUUUAAGAAAGUAGUAUUUCUGCUUUUUAAUCAAACUGAUUGGGGAAGAAUAUGGCAGACCUAGGUUUUAAAAUAUUCUUUAUUCAGCAAAGUGAAAUUUCCUGCUCCCUCCCUUCCUAGGCGCCUGCCCUUUUCCUCCCUUAAUUUCACUUUCUCCCUUGCCCAAUAAUAACCUGAUCUAAAAGAAAGCUCUGGCCAUGGGGCAUGAAAAAGUAAAUGUUUAAAAGUCCCCAAAGGUUAAGCAAAGUGUUUCCAUAUUUCCACUUGCUUCUACCCGAAGGGCUUCUCAGCUUGGUUCAUGUCCCCUCCCCGUUCCAUUUAAAUGACAUUUUCCAAGUACAGCUGGUACUAAUAUAUCACCUCUCCCUACUUCCUACACUCAUUGUCCCAAAUGUGUAUUUAGGGGGUGGAUCUGCGGGUACCAAUUUCUGAAUCCGUUUAUCCCCUGCUUCCAAAGUGCUGUGCUCUGUAGAACAGCACCUUGGGUCUUUGAAAGUAAAAGCUCCCAGUAAGGAAUGAUGUGCGCUUUCUAUAUGCCUCUUCCAAAUAGCGAGGGAUUCUUGCAUCACAGAGUGAAUUAUUUCCUAGCUUUUAAUUAGAGACGAUAAAGUCUCCUAAUUAGUCUUAUUUGCUUGCAAUUACCCUGGAAACACCCAGGUAGACAGUUUACUUUUGAUUUCAAUUGCAUAAGCAAAGUGCCUCUUCCAGCAUCAAAUGACACAAAUUUUAGCAUAACAAUUUCCAGAUUCACACUCCUUCUGUUGGAAAAAUCCAGUCUUUUUCUAGUCCCUUCUGCUCCCUGAGAUAGCCCCAUAUAAAAGAAACAUAUGAUGUGGGUCUUCUCUAUUAACGCCUUCCAUGACAUCCCCUCAGUUUUGGGGUUUUGUUUGUUUGUUUACAAUUUCUGAAAUGAGUUGUUCCUUCUUCCACGUUGCAAGUCCGAUUUCCCUGCUCAACCAUCCAGUUGCUAAACAUUUUCUUAAACACACACAUACAGGCACGCAUACACACAGAGACACACACACCCCCAAACUAAAAGAAAACGGGAGUUUUGUGAGCCAAAGCUUGACAUUUAGAGACAACUAGGACUUUCUUCCUCUGUAAAUGGAAAUCAACCGUCCAUAAACAGUAACUUUAUAGAGGUUAUGGAUUCCUUCUUUACAAACAAUAAUGAGCAUUUAGCCCUGUAAUAAAUGAAAUGCUGUUAGCCAGUUUUGUUGCAUCAUUGCAUGGUUACAUCUUACUAAAGGGCCAUUCCUCACUUCUCACUGAUGUUGAUGAAAGAGUGUGUAUGUUUGCUCUACCAAGGAGAACUUUCCAGACAUGUGCAUCUAAGAGGCAAAUGAUUCCCCAGGCCAUGACCUGCCUACUGGACCAUGGGAAUUAACGAGUUCACAGUGAGAAAAUCACUCUCCCACCUAGAACCAGAACCUGGAGAUAGUCUGUUAGUGUCUGGGUGGAGAGGCUGCUAAAGGUCAUAAAGUUCAUAAAGCUCAUUAUUAAAUAAAAUAAUGAAGAACAAAACGACAUAAAUGAGUUAAUGUCAUUCCACCAAAUUAACCAUGUGUUGCCUGUUUCAUGGCAAGAGGUAGUUCAUUUCAGUAAAACAUGUUUCCUGCCGUAAGAUUAAAUAAAACUAUAUUCCAAAGCCAAAGAUCAGAAGAGAUCAGAAAGAAGGAUCUGAAGAAGGAUCGUUGACUUUUGACCAACUUCCAAAGACAAGAAGGGGAAGCCAAUCUCCAUUGGAAGGUAGAGUCUUAGCUUUUCAGAGCCAAAAGAGGCCCCAGAAAAUACAGUCCAACUCCUUCAUUCUACAAAUGAGGGAACUCAAGUCCAGACGGGUCAAAAGAAAUGUGUUGUGACAGACCUGGAACAGACCCCAGCCGUUCUGCUUCCCAUCCAGUGCCCCGAACUCCGCACUGUAAUCUAUUCAUUAUCACAGAUACGAGUUGUAGUUUUGCAGGUGUGUUAUUGGAGUUGCAUUUGUUCAUCCUACAGAUCUUAGCCCCAUUUUGAAUACAUGACUUAGGCCACUAUAAUUUAGAUAAUCCAUCACACUGGAUAGGAAUUUGAUCUGCAGUAUGCUUGGGAUCCACAAUGUACAACGUUCUAUAAUCCUCAUCUAAUUGCACAGUAUACAGCAAUGUAAUCCCAAUCUAGUGGCUUAAUCAAGUAGCUGGUUUGACAGAUUUUUUUUUUUCAAUCAAAUGGUUGGUUAUUUGGUAGAAUUAAUGGACCCCCUGGGCUGUUUUGGAAAUACAAAAGACUACUACAAGAGUCAAAGCCAUGUCAUCGUAAGUAAUCUGGGCUGAUUUCUGCCAAGAAAAGGUACACUCAAAGAACAAUUACUAAAUGUAGUAACUACAGCAAGCCUAAACCAGGAAGCAGUAAGCUGGAAAAUGAAAAAAAUAAGUCAUACACUUAUGACAAGAACUAAGUUUUGGUCCUGAGACUCCAAUAACAAUAUGUCUGAUAAUGAUACGCAAAGAACCAUUUGGAAGAUUUCUGGUCCAUAAAAGAAGUUCCAGAUGCAGUGGAUGUAACCAUACACAAUUUUCAUAGAACCGUCAAUGAGGAAAUAAUAUUUAAAUGGUAGUAAAAGAGAAAUCACAACCAUGUUCACAGUUUUAGGAGAAAUUAAAGCUAAAAGCCAAACUUGAGGCCAACAAAAAUGUACAUUAUGUACUGUGUAGGUUCUUUGAGCAGUUAAUUACCUUGCCAAAUAGACUGUUCAAAAAGAAAUACUUGACCUGCAGUAAGACUUCAAACAUGUAGUAUUGCAUUCACAAAGGCAAAGUCAUCCAUGUGACCAAAGUGAUAGAUUAGAAAUUGAGGUUUUGCUUUAAAGGAAUGUUUGGCACCAUGCUAGAGAUGAUUAUCUAACCCUUUAUGUCUUCAGCCUCUAUGUUUGGAUGCCAGAAUGCCAAAUGUGCCUUCACUCUCAACAGUGAGAGCCACAGGUCACCAGCUACUCUCUUAUGAGUCAUUGAGUAGGCUGCCUGAGUACAAAUAAGGAAACUCAACAGAGUAUUUUCAUCUCAAGAACCAUUAGGAAGAGAAGGAGAAAAAGAAGAUGGGGGAAAUCGUGUUUCUUAACAAAGAAAGUUAGGUACCUUUGAAAAAGAAACAUUUAGAGAAUGGAGAGAAAACUAAAAUGAAACACAAGGCAAAACACAUACACCUGACAAUUCUCCCAGGCACUGGCUAAGUUCUGCCUGGCCUCCAGAGCCCUAGGGAAGAAAGGAGGACUGUUCAUGUGAAGAGUGUCCCAGAAUCAGCCUAGGCGGUUCAUCAUAUGAUGAUUCUACAUAAUUCCUCCUCAACGUUCCUUUAAAAACGAUGAAAUUCUGAACAGUGCUUUUUGGGACUCCAGUAACGAUGUGGGGGGUGGGGGGUGGUCUUCAUGCUCACACCUUCUCUGAUAAUAUGGAGCAGACAGUCAGGGGAAAUUUACCAAGGAAUAUGAGUGAAUCAAUUAUCUGGGAAGUUUUUUAAGCACUAGCAUGACUUAAAAACCUGAAAAGGAUGAUGUUGCAGUAUCUGGAAAGACGGUAACUUGUAUAACUUGUAUUCAUCUUCAGUGCAAUAGCUCCAAACAGAACAAUGGCCUUUAGCAUGCACAACAACGAUAACAGAACCCAAAAUCAUGAGCUAAAGCAACAAUGCCUGGUGCUUCAGUGUCCACAAAGCCCAGAAAGGAGAUGAAAACGCCAAGCUCCACACACAGGCACUUCCGGUUUCAGAGGCUGGGUGGCGCUAAUUGGAGAUCUCUGUGGGUUAGUAAUGAGUCAAGGAGGAUUUGGCUCAUCUGUGAAUUCAGGGAUGCGAGUUCAACAACAGUUCCUGGCCUUGAACUUCCAGCACAGGAAAUGAGAGUAAAAGCUACAUGAUUAUUCUUGGUCACAAUCUUUUUUUUUUUUUUUCCUCCUUGGGGAAUAUUAUGUCAAAAUCCAGAGUUGUUGUGUGCAUGUGUAUGUGUUUUACACAUGUCCUACUCUGGCAAUUUCAUUGUGUCUUGAGUUCGGCAGUGGAUCAGAAGCUUCUUGCUGCUAUAGUCAGCAUGAUUUUGUUGUAUUUUCAGCCAUGUCCUCCAAGCCUCUCAGUAUAUCAAGUUACCUUUGACGAAUGGGGUCUGAUUGGCGUUUUAGGGGAUAUGAGGUCUGGGACAAUAUGAGAGGGUCCCCAAGGCACAGAACUGAGGCUCACCCUGCAAGCCCUAUUAGCUCCCCGAGCUUCCCAGUAACCGUCUGCAUGUCAGUCUUUGGAGUUUAUGUUAAUUCUUUGCAGGAAAAAAAUAGUAAAACUUUCAUGGCAGGAUGGUAUGUUUGGGGCAGGUUUGUAAAUACCUACCUAAAAUUACCACCACCUGCCGUUUUUUAAAUCAGUUUUGGUUUUUUUUUUAAAGCAGUCGGGUUUUGUUCUCCUAGAGGAGCCAUGGCAGGAAGGUUAAUGAAUUCCACAUUCUUCGCAUCACCUGGCUUUAAUUGUUUCUUUGCCCUGAGUAAACAGUAAUUACUAUUGAAGUACAUCUCAGCAGAAUCUUAUCCCACGGAAACGUCCGUGCUGCUCCCCUUGUGAUCACUACGGGGGAAAUGAUAGGCAAGGGAAGGGCUUUGGCUUUCUUACAACCUGCUUCUUAUGUGAUGGCUAUUCUAUGUACAUUUUCGUAAUUAAUUGAAUAUUAUUUCACGUUCUCUUUAAGCAGUUUGCUUUAUGCCACGUUCUAACUUUAAAGUCAUUAAAUUGUCUUUUCUCCUGCUCUCA